AUGAAGAUCCGCUGGCAGUCCCACGAUGUUUUCCAACAUCGCUUAGGUUGGAUCGAUUCUCUGAUUAUUAUGCCACACAACUUUGCUUCUGGCUCACAAGAGCUGAAGCUUCUUAAACUCAGGACGCUGUCUCUUUCCUGAAAUUCGAAGCCAGAGAAACAGUUACUCAUUUCAAAGUAUGUCAGUUUUUACUCCAUCAUGGUCCUACUAACUCUUCCAGGUCUAUCAAGCCUCACCAGCAUCAUCAUGCUCUUAACUACUUGCUCUCACAUCAUUAUGUGCUUCUUGGCAGGCUCCGUUAUCGCAGCACCAGUAACUCCUCGCACUUCACCAAGCUUCAAGGUUGAAUUGAGAGACCCCAUUGUUUCCAUUCAUCGCCGCACCUCUCCAAGCCUUGAAGCUGAGUUGAGUGAUCCAAUUGUGUCUAUUCAUCGUCGCGAGGCACCCGAUGUGGACGUGGAGCUUCUUGAUCCAGUUGUUAGUAUCCGCCGUUAGAGAUCAGCAUGUCCUUGUUCAUAUGGGCAGCUUAAGCUAUUCAGUGUUGGGGUGGGUAGGAAGGCCGUUGGUUUGAAGCAAUUGUGGAUUGAAG
Hymenoscyphus albidus is the source of this 589-nucleotide messenger RNA. NCBI's taxonomy places the organism in Eukaryota, Fungi, Ascomycota, Leotiomycetes, Helotiales, Helotiaceae. The record is from the annotation of a GenBank genome assembly.